GUAGUAUGGAAAAUUCGGUUUGUUAUUGUUUUUGUGGUGGAUUGAAACAAUCGAAAAUGUCAGUUUCCGUCGAGGACAGGAGGAAAUAUCUCAUGGAUCUAGAGGAAUACAUCAAUAAAUCAAAACAGCAGCUUUCAUCUAUUUUGAACUCGUUGAACUGGUCCCAUGAUUCUCUGAUGGAAGAGGAGCCGAAAAUGGUAUCUUGUCCGCUGAACCCUGAGCAUCGCAUGCCCCAACGGAGUCUGGAUAGGCACUUGAAAAAGUGCUCUCUUCGUCAAGAGGGCUAUCAAUCUGAUGAAGAAUUUCUUACAGCGUCAGAAUUUCCUUCAUCCUCCACAGUACUGGGUCCAGAGAAAUUUCAAGAAGCGUUGUUUAAAGCUACAUCCAGUCAUGUUGACAAUCUAGCACCAGGAUCAACAGAGCCCCGACCUCCACCUAGGACCUCAGCCCGUUUGCUAACUGACUUUAGUCCAUCUGAGCGUAAUGCUUUGCAUGAGGAUGUGAUCUCUAGGACAUCAAGGCCAUUGAUUACAGCGGAAGAGCUCCAGUUGCCGUCUUUUAAUGACAACAAGCAGUCCCGUCCUAAGUCCAAGCUAGAGCUAUUAGCCGAACAGAGGGAUGCUAAGCGCCGACGCGUGACCCACAAAAAAGUUCACACAUCACGCAAGACCCACACCGAGGUUUUAAGAGAGGUUAUCCGGAAUCAAAUGGAAUACAUUCAGUCUCAGGAUUCUGAGACAAAGUCAGGCCCAUCAACUGAAUGAAGUUUUGAAUGUGCUAUUUGUCUUUCUCAGGUUGUAAUAAUCCCAGGGUUGAUGAAUGAAACUCUUCAUAUAA
Thrips palmi is the source of this 837-nucleotide messenger RNA. Its product is annotated as U11/U12 small nuclear ribonucleoprotein 48 kDa protein-like. The record is from RefSeq and is a predicted model, not a curated record. The transcript has 6 exons. Lineage: Eukaryota; Metazoa; Arthropoda; Insecta; Thysanoptera; Thripidae. Bases 6 to 764 code for a protein of 252 amino acids. Gene Ontology annotation, cellular component: U12-type spliceosomal complex; cytosol; nucleoplasm.